AUUUUUUUUUUACUAGGGUAUCGUUGCUAUUUAAAAAUAUAAAUAGAAAAGUUGAAAUUCAACUGAUGAGUGCAAUUAGACUAUACAACGAUUGUUCUAUAAUUAGUAGAGAGCAAUUCCCCAUGAGUUCUAACCGCCAAUCGUCAAAAACUUGAUAAGCGUCAUUUCGAAGCUUGGCUUCGCUUUUUUUUAGAACUACCACAGUACUGCUGCUUCACAUAUGCGGUGUUCUGUUGUUUUGAAUAUUAAUUAAAACUUGAAGUUUGAUUUGUCUUGAAAAUAUUUUGGAAUUGACUUUGCUACUGAUCUAUUUAAUAUGGUGAGAGAAGCAAAUAAAAUAAGUGCAUCCAAAAGCACAGAAAUAAGGAAUAAAUCUCCUGCCAGGACAAAAAGCCCCUCAAGGAAAGCAUCUGUACAAAAAAGUCCAGAAUCAAAGACUCAACAAACUACAAAGAGAACAAGAGAAAGAAGUUUAGGUAGAAAAACCCCUGAAAGAACAAAAAGUCCGUCAAGAGUUGUGAAAGAUAAGAGUCCAAUCAAAUCUACUACAGUAGAAAAGAGUCCAACUAAGCCUAAAAGAACCAAAAGUCCAGGAAGACCUAAGUCUCCAAGUAGAGUAUCCCCAUCUAGAGCUGUAUCUGGGGAUGCCAAAGUUAUUAUCAAGAAAGUUUCCACUCAAAUAAAGAAGAAUGAUUUAGAGCUCUCAGGAUCUGAUGAUGAUUUACCUAAACCAAAACCAAGGGCUACAGUAAAAGGAAGGUCUCGUAAAUUUGAGCUUGAAGAAAUAAUACAGCCCAACUCUAAGUACACAGUUCGCUACGAAACCUUCAACAGUGUCUCCAACCAAGUAAGACGUCUUACUCGCAGUUCUCAAUCCCAAGAGCGCGUUGUACACUUGAAACAUUUUGAUUCCCUGCCAAAGACACUUGGUGAAUUUUCCGAUGAUGAAAUAGUGCUUUCUGAAAAAGAACCAAUCAAGAAGCAUAAAACUUCCAUAAAGCAAAUUUUAGGACUGAUAUUCAACAUUUUUUUCACCCCAGCUUUCGUGCUUUCUAUCUAUCUUUUGUGCAAUGAGUCCACAUGUACUUCUUUACCUGAUUGGAAAAAAUUCCUAUCUUUUUCGUAUUUCUUUGAUUUACAGUCUUUCUUAGGAUAUUCGGCAGUGGCUGUUUUAGUUGCGGUAUUAAGUGCUUUACCUUUUGGAGGUAGAAAGGUCUGUAAUUUACCAAGUAAACAGCCAAAAUUCACUUAUGUAAUGAAUGGAUUAUUCAUCUCAAUUCUCAUUGUCGGUUCAUUUAUUACUUUGGAAUAUUUCGGUUAUAAAGUUUCUACCUUUAUCGUGAAAAAUCUGUUUCAUCUUGUCGUUUCCUCCAUUUUAUUCGGCACAUUGUUUUCAAUCUAUUUGUAUGUCAGAAGUUUUCAUGCCCCUGUCAGUGCUUUAAAUCCAACUCAAAUCGACUCUUCGUCCUUAAGUGGAUUUUUCUAUGGAAGAGAGGUGAAUCCUCGACUAGGAAAUGUUCUGGACUUCAAGAUCUACCUUUUGAGACUCUACUCCAUAACAAUGAUUUUGGUAGAUGGAGCUAUUCUAGUCGAAGGUCUCGAGCUGAAUACGAAACUGGGUCCAGCCGUUCGAAAUCUGGAUUGGCAACCACUUUUGGCUCAUCCAACCCUACUGGUCAUCGUCGCCCUCCAUCUGAUUUACUUCAUCGGCCAUAUAGUCUGCGAGGCUAGAGUUCUGAGCUCGUACUUCAUGCAGUACGAAUCUCCAGGCUAUUCGGCCAUAAUCGGUGUUCUGCUGUAUCCAUUUCAGUUGAUCAUCCAAGCCAAGUACAUCUUGGACCAUAAAGUGAAUUAUGCCACCUGGGAAUUGGUGGCGCUUUCUCUCGUUUAUUUAGUAGGUUACGUUAUCUUCACUGUGAGCAAUAAUCAGAAGAACUCCUUCAGGAGGAAUCCAUAUAGUUCCCUGUCUGCGAAGUUCGAAUCAAUUCCGACAUCACAAGGUAAGAAGAUCUUGUGCUCCGGUUGCUGGGGAAUAGUGAGACAGCCAAAUCUUCUUGGGGACAUAUUAAUUCACUUGGCUUUCUUGCGUUUCGGUGUAAGUGCUUUCCCGGUACUCGGAGUUUUGGCAACCAUUUACAUGCUUGUGGAACGAGCAGUUGUCUUGCAGGCAGAUUGUAAGAGCAAAUACGGUGCUUCCUGGGAUAAGUAUUGUCAAAAAGUCAAAUAUGUCCUGGUACCGAAAGUGUACUGAUUACUUGACCCACUGUAUAUUUCGUAGUACAAUAUUUCCAAAUCGUAUUUUUAGUGAGUGUCAUAACAUUGUGAUACUUUUUGCAAUAAGAAGAUAUUUUUAUGCAGUAUAUAUACAGAUCAACGAUGACAUAUCCAGAGUGAAAUUAAUCGAGAAUAUGUUGUGUAUAUAAUAAAAAAAAAAUGUUGAAUUUAUAUUUAAAGGAGUGAAAUUUGUAAGGUAUUAUUCUGUAUUGUACCUGAGAGUGCUGAACAGAACCAAAUGACAAAAGCUCAAUAUAUGAUCUCUCUAUUUUUAAAAUUUUAUAGAAUAUUUAUUCUAUCUGAAAAAUUGGAAUUAGUACAAACAAAUAACAGUAUGACAAUAUCGGUUGAAUCAUAUUUUUUAUGUAAGAUGUUGAUAUUCUUGAUGAUUUUUACAAUAAGCUAUUUGUCUUUUGUAAUCUUUAUGCGGAUUGUGCAUUUUUUAUGAAUUAACAUUUGAUCUAAGGUUUUGACCUGCUUUAAAUAAUUUUUUAAUUAAAAUAUUUUUAUCGGUUAUGUAGAUCAUACCGAAAGACUUGAAUUAAUUAGCAACGGAUUGUAUUAUAAUAUUUUUAUUAUCAUAAUUUUAUACAUUAUUGGAAUUUAUUGAUUAUUUUAGGUUGUAAUUAUAUUAUUUUCGAUUUUGAAUUCUUAUCAAACUAUUGAAUUCUCAUUCUGAGCAAAAUAUGAUUUUAUAUUUUAAUUUCACAAUCAUUACAUAUUUCUUUUUGUAGUUGCAUGUUGUGAAUUGCCUUAUCCAUUAAAGAAUAUCUUACAAUU
Molecule: messenger RNA, 3054 nt
Organism: Harmonia axyridis
Lineage: Eukaryota; Metazoa; Arthropoda; Insecta; Coleoptera; Coccinellidae
Product: delta(14)-sterol reductase TM7SF2-like
Exons: 6
Coding region: 317-2251 (644 amino acids)
Biological process (GO): sterol biosynthetic process
Cellular component (GO): nuclear inner membrane; endoplasmic reticulum membrane
Molecular function (GO): oxidoreductase activity, acting on the CH-CH group of donors, NAD or NADP as acceptor
Source: RefSeq, a predicted model, not a curated record